GCUGCUCAGUUCUCCAGGCUGCAGCUCCCAGCAAGGAUUGCAAGAGAGACUGGAUCCUCCGUUCCUUGGUGGAGAAAGGUUGCAGCAAGAAAAGGAGACUCAGCGAGAGAGAAAACUAUGCAUUCUGGUGAAGCGUGAUUGAGUUUAGAAGCCCAGGGACACGCAUCUUCAGGUUUGCUCAGGGUUCACACUUGGUGCUUAGACAUUCAAAAUGAGGAAACACCGGCAUGUGCCCCUAGUGGCCAUCUUUAGCCUUCUUCUCUCAGGCAUUGCCAUGACUCGUGCCCAACAGCAAGGAGAUGUCAAAAGCGGUGCGGCGGCUGACAUAGUGUUUCUAGUGGAUUCCUCUUGGAGUGCUGGGAAGGACCGUUUCCUGCUUGUUCAAGAGUUUCUGACUGAUGUUGUAGAGUCUUUAGCUGUGGGAGACAAUGAUUUUCAUUUUGCUCUGGUCCGGCUCAACGGAAACCCACAGACCGAGUUCCUGUUAAAUACGUACCACUCUAAACAAGAAGUCCUUUCUCAUAUUUUGAACAUGUCUUACAUUGGGGGAAGCAAUCAAACCGGAAAAGGAUUAGAAUACAUAAUUCACAGCCAUCUCACUGAGGCUUCUGGAAGCAGGGCCGCUGACGGAGUCCCUCAGGUUAUUGUAGUAUUAACUGAUGGACAAUCGGAGGAUGGCUUCGCUCUGCCCUCAGCGGAACUUAAGUCUGCGGACGUUAACGUGUUUGCAGUGGGAGUUGAGGAUGCAGAUGAAGGAGCCUUAAGGGAAAUAGCAAGCGAACCGCUCAGUAUGCAUGUUUUCAACCUAGAGAACGUUACCUCACUCCAUGACAUAGUAGGGAACUUAGUGUCCUGUAUACACUCCUCUAUGAAUGCAGAAAGGGCUGGGGACAAGGAAAGCCUUAAAGACAUCACAGCACAAGACUCAGCUGACAUUAUUUUCCUUAUUGAUGGAUCACAGAACACCGGAAAUGCCAAUUUCGAUGUCAUUCGAGACUUCCUUGUAAAUGUCCUUGAGAGACUCUCAGUUGGAAAUCAGCAGGUCCAAGUAGGGGUGGUACAGUAUAGUGAUGAGCCCAGAACCAUGUUCUCCCUGAACAGCUACCCCUCCAAGGCUGCUGUUCUAGAUGCUGUGAAAAGGCUCAGCUUCGAUGGGGGGGAGUCGGCCAAUAUAGGACAGGCCCUUGACUUUGUAGUGGAGAAUCACUUCACACGGACAGGUGGCAGCCGCGUGGAGGAAGGGGUCCCCCAGGUGCUGGUCCUCAUAAGUGCUGGACCUUCCAGUGAUGAGAUUCGAGAUGGGGUGGUAGCUCUGAAGCAGGCUAGUGUGUUCUCAUUUGGCCUCGGAGCCCAGGCCGCCUCCAGGGCAGAGCUUCAGCACAUAGCUACUGAUGACAGCUUGGUGUUUACUGUCCCGGAAUUCCGUAGCUUUGGGGACCUCCAGGAGCAAUUACUGCCGUACCUUGUUGGUGUGGCCCAAAGGCACAUUGUUUUGCAACCACCAGCUAUUGUCACACAAGUCAUGGAAGUCAACAAGAGGGACAUCGUCUUCCUGGUGGAUGGUUCCUCCAGCCUGGGGCAGUCCAACUUCAAUGCCAUCCGAGAGUUCAUUUCCAGAGUCAUCCAGAGGCUGGAAAUCGGACAGGACCUGGUUCAGGUAUCCGUGGCUCAGUAUGCAGACACCGUCAAGCCUGAGUUCUAUUUAAAUACCUACGCCACCAAAAAGGAUGCCGUAACUUCAGUGCGGAAGAUGAAGGCCCUGAAUGGCUCAGCCCUGUACACGGGGUCUGCUCUGGACUUUGUUCGAAACAACCUCUUCACUAGCUCAGCUGGCCAUAGGGCCUCUGAGGGAGUUCCUAAGCUCAUGGUGUUGAUCACAGGGGGUAAGUCCCUCGACGAAGUCAGCCAGCCUGCCCAGGAGCUGAAGAGAGGCAGCAUCAUGGCCCUGGUUGUUGGCAGCAGGGCCGCAGAUGAGGAUGAGCUGAAAGAGAUCGCUUUUGACUCCUCCUUGGUCUUCGUUCCUGCCGAGUUCCGCCCUGCUCCUUUACUAAACAUGCUGCCCAACCUGAUGGCACCCCUCAGGACCCUCACUGGAACCACAGAAGUUCACGUAAACAAGCGGGAUAUCAUCUUCCUCUUGGAUGGCUCCGACAACGUUGGGAAAAACAAUUUCCCUUAUGUGCGCGACUUUGUAACCAACCUAGUUAACAGCCUCGAUGUCGGAAGUGACAAUAUCCGUGUUGGCUUGGUGCAGUUUAGUGACACUCCGGUCACGGAGUUCUCUCUAGACACUUACCAGACCAAGUCAGAGCUGCUCGCUCACCUGAGGCGCUUGCAGCUCAAGGGGGGCUCCGGUCUGAACGCAGGCUCUGCCCUGAGCUAUAUCCAUGCCAAUCACUUCACGGAGGCGGGCGGCAGCAGGACCCGUGAACACGUGCCUCAGCUGCUGCUCCUGCUCAUGGCCGGGCCGUCUGAGGAUGCCUAUUUGCAAGCUGCCAAUGCUCUGGCGCGCUCAGGCGUGCUGACCUUCUGUGUGGGGACCAAUCGGGCGGAUAAGGCUGAGUUAGAGCAUAUUGCUUUUAAUCCCAGCCUGGUAUAUCUCAUGGACGAUUUCAGCUCCCUGCCAGCUUUGCCUCAACAGCUGAUUCAGCCCCUAACCACAUAUGUUAGUGGAGGUGUACAGGAAGUUCCACUAUCCCAGCCAGAGAGCAAGCGGGACAUUCUUUUCCUCUUUGAUGGCUCAAUCAAUGUCAUGGGCCAGUUCCCUGCUGUCAGAGACUUUCUCUACAGGAUCAUUGAGGAGCUCGACGUGAAGCCGGAUGGAACCCGGGUAGCAAUAGCUCAGUUCAGUGAUGAUGUCAGGCUGGAGUCCCGUUUCAGUGAGCACCAGACUAAGGCUGAAAUCCUUAAUCUCGUGAAGAAGAUGAAGAUAAAGACAGGCAAAUCCCUCAACCUGGGCUACGCCCUGGACUACGCACUUAGGAACAUCUUUGUGAGGUCAGCGGGCAGCCGCAUCGAGGAGAACGUGCAGCAGUUCCUGGUGCUGCUGGUUGCUGGAAGGUCUACAGAUGCUGUGGCCGGGCCUGCAAGCUCCCUGAAGCAAAGAGGAGUGAUACCUUUCAUCUUUCAAGCCAAGAACGCCAACCCCGAUGAACUGGAGCAGAUUGUUCCGUCCCCUGCAUUUAUCCUGACUGCAGAGUCACUCCCUAAGAUUGGGGACCUCCAGUCACAGAUUGUGAGCCUUCUGAAAGCAGAACAGGGUUCAGGCCCUGUAUCAGGUGAAAAGGAUGUGGUGUUUCUGAUCGAUGGCUCCGAGGGUGUCCGCAGUGGCUUCCCCCUGCUAAAGGAGUUUGUGCAGAGGGUGGUGGAGAGCCUGGAUGUGGGUCCCGACCGGGUGCGUGUGGCACUAGUGCAGUACAGUGACCGGACCAGGCCGGAGUUCUACCUGAAUUCCCACAUGGACCAGCAGGGUGUCAUCAGUGCCAUCCGCAGGCUGACACUGCUGGGUGGCCCGACCCCCAACACAGGGGCGGCACUGGACUUUGUGUUAAGGAAUAUCCUGACCAGUUCUACUGGGAGCAGGAUAGCAGAAGGUGUUCCUCAGCUCCUGAUUGUCCUCACAGCGGAGCGGUCGGGGGAUGACGUGAGAGGCCCCUCGGUGGUCCUGAAGCAGGGCGGGGCUGUGCCUAUCGGCAUUGGCAUUGGGAAUGCUGACAUCACCGAAAUGCAGACCAUCUCCUACAUCCCCGACUUUGCUGUGGCCAUCCCCACCUUCCGGGAGCUUGGGACCAUACAGCAGGUCAUCUCUGAGAGGGUGAUCCAGCUUAAUCGUGAGGAGCUGAGUGCGUUGAAACCCGUUUUGACGCCCUCACCAGGUGCAGGUGCUGGCAACAAGAAAGAUGUGGUCUUUCUCAUCGAUGGAUCCCAGAAUGCCGGCCCCGAGUUCCAGCACAUCCGGACCCUGAUUGAGAGGCUGGUCGAGUAUCUGGACAUAGGCUUUGACACCACCCGGGUAGCCGUCAUCCAGUUCAGUGAGGACUCCAAGAUGGAGUUUCCUCUGAACGCCCACUUCAGCAAGGACGAAGUCCAGAAUGCCGUGCGCAGGCUGCGGCCCAAGGGUGGGAGGCAGGUCUACAUCGGAAAUGCCCUGGAGUAUGUGCUGAAGAACAUCUUCCAGAGGCCGCUGGGGAGCCGGAUAGAAGAGGGCGUUCCGCAGUUCCUAGUCCUCAUUUCGUCUGGGAAGUCUGACGAUGAGGUGGACGACUCAGCCGUGGAACUCAAGCAGUUCGGCGUGGCCCCUCUCACCAUUGCCAGGCACACAGACCAAGAGGAGCUGGUAAAGAUCUCCCUGAGUCCUGAGUACGUGUACUCCGUGAGCACCUUCAGGGAGCUGCCCAGACUGGAGCAGAAGCUGCUGACGCCCAUCACCACUCUAACCUCACAGCAGAUACAGCAUAUCCUGGCCAGUACUCGAUAUCCCCCUUCAGUGGUUGAAAGUGAUGCAGCUGAUAUCGUCUUUUUGAUUGACAGCUCCGAUGCUGUCAAGCCCGAUGGCAUUGCUCACAUCCGAGACUUUAUCAGCAGGAUUGUUCGCAGACUCAACAUUGGCCCCAGUAAAGUGAGGAUUGGGGUCGUGCAGUUCAGCAGUGAUGUCUUCCCUGAGUUCUACCUGAAGACCCACAAGUCACAGAACAACGUGCUUGAAGCCAUACGGCGUCUGAGGUUCAAAGGAGGGUCUCCCCUAAACACUGGCAGAGCCCUGGAGUUUGUGGCAAGAAACCUCUUUGUGAAGUCUGCUGGGAGCCGAAUAGAAGAUGGGGUCCCUCAACACCUGGUCUUAUUCCUGGGUGGGAAGUCUCAGGACGAUGUGUCUAGGCAUGCCCAGGUCAUAAGCUCAUCGGGGAUCAUGAGUUUAGGAAUAGGAGAUCGGAACAUUGAUAGGACAGAUUUGCAAACCAUCACCAAUGACCCCAGGCUGGUCUUCACAGUUCGGGAAUUCAGAGAGCUGCCCAACAUAGAAGAGAGGGUCAUGCUUUCCUUUGGGCCCUCUGGAGCUACUCCUCAGCCUCCCGGGGUGGAUUUACCUUCUCCUUCCCGGCCAGAGAAGAAGAAAGCGGACAUUGUAUUCCUGUUGGAUGGUUCCAUCAAUUUUAGAAGGGACAGUUUCCAGGAAGUGCUCCGUUUUGCAUCUGAAAUUGUGGACACAGUCUAUGAAGAUGGUGAUUCCAUCAGAGUGGGGCUGGUCCAGUACAACUCGGACCCCACAGAUGAAUUCUUCCUGAGGGAAUAUUCUACCAAAAGGCAGAUUAUUGAUGCCAUCAACAAAGUUGUCUACAAAGGAGGGAGGCACGCCAACACCAGGGUGGGCAUCGAGCAUCUGCUGCGGAAUCACUUCGUGCCUGACGCUGGUAGCCGCCUGGCUGAGCGGGUCCCUCAGAUCGCCUUUGUGAUCACGGGAGGCAAGUCUGUGGAGGAUGCUCAGGAUGUGAGUCUGGCUCUCACCCAGAAAGGUGUCAAGGUGUUUGCUGUUGGUGUGAGGAACAUCGACUCUGAGGAGGUGGGGAAGAUAGCCUCCAACAGUGCCACGGCCUUCCGGGUGGGCAGCGUACAGGAACUGUCCGAACUGAGUGAGACGGUGCUGGAGACUCUGCAUGACGCGAUGCAUGAGACCCUAUGUCCCGGUGUGACGGAUGUUUCCAAAGCCUGUAAUCUGGAGGUCAUUCUGGGGUUUGAUGGAUCCCGAGAUCAGAACGUGUUUGUGAGUCAAAAGGGCCUUGAGUCCAAGGUGGACAUCAUCUUGAACAGAAUCAGCCAGAUACAAAGGAUCAGCUGCAGCGGCAACCAGCUGCCCACUGUGCGGGUGUCUGUGGUGGCCAACACGCCCUCUGGGCCAGUGGAGGCCUUUGACUUUGCCGAGUAUCAGCCAGAGCUUUUCGAGAAGUUUCGCAACAUGCGCAGCCAGCACCCAUACAUCCUCACAGCGGACACACUGAAGUUGUACCAGAACAAAUUCAGGCAGUCGUCGCCUGACACUGUGAAGGUAGUCAUUCACUUCACGGAUGGAGCAGAUGGAGACCUGACCGACUUAAGCAAAGCAUCUGAGGAGCUCCGGCUAGCAGGUGCCCAAGCGCUGAUCCUGGUGGGUCUUGAACGUGUGGCUAACCUGGAGCAGCUGAUGCAGCUGGAGUUCGGGCGGGGCUUCAUGUAUGACAGGCCCCUGAGGCUCAACUUGCUUGACUUGGACUACGAACUGGCAGAGCAGCUUGACAAUAUUGCUGAGAAAGCUUGCUGUGGGGUUCCAUGUAAGUGCUCUGGAGAGAGGGGAGACAGAGGACCCAUUGGCAGCAUCGGGCCGAAGGGUAUCUCCGGGGAAGAUGGCUACCGAGGCUACCCGGGUGACGAAGGCGGACCCGGUGAGCGAGGUCCACCUGGUGUGAAUGGCACACAAGGUUUCCAGGGCUGCCCAGGCCAGAGGGGAGUGAAGGGUUCUCGAGGAUUCCCAGGCGAGAAGGGUGAACUGGGAGAAAUCGGCUUGGAUGGUCUGGAUGGUGAAGAGGGAGACAAGGGGCUGCCUGGUUCGUCUGGAGAAAAGGGGAGUCCUGGAAGAAGGGGUGACAAAGGACCCAAAGGAGACAAAGGAGAAAGAGGAGAUGUUGGAAUUCGAGGUGACCCGGGUGACUCAGGACGGGACAGUCAGCAGAGAGGACCCAAAGGAGAGACGGGCGACAUUGGCCCCAUGGGUCUCCCAGGCAGAGAUGGCAUCCCCGGCAGCCCAGGAGACGCUGGGAAGGAUGGUGGCUUUGGUCGAAGGGGGCCUGCAGGAGCUAAGGGCAACAGAGGUGGUCCUGGUCAGCCAGGCUUUGAAGGCGAGCAGGGGACCAGAGGUUCACAGGGCCCACCUGGUCCCAUUGGUCCCCCAGGCCUGAUUGGGGAACAAGGAAUUCCUGGACCUCGGGGAGGCGGAGGUACAGCUGGGGCUCCUGGAGACCGUGGCAGAACUGGUCCGCUGGGGAGGAAGGGCGAGCCGGGAGAGCCAGGGCCGAAAGGAAGCAUCGGGAACCGUGGACCCCGUGGGGAGACGGGAGAUGACGGGAGAGACGGGGUUGGCAGUGAGGGACGCAGAGGCAAAAAAGGAGAAAGAGGCUUCCCUGGGUAUCCAGGGCCAAAGGGAACUCCUGGUGAGCCAGGGGCAGAUGGACCACCAGGACCCAAAGGCAUCAGAGGUCGAAGGGGAAAUUCAGGACCUCCAGGGGUAGUUGGACAGAAGGGAGACCCUGGCUACCCAGGACCAUCUGGUCACAAGGGCAACCGAGGUGACUCCGUUGAUCAAUGUGCCCUCAUCCAAAGCAUCAGAGACAAAUGCCCUUGCUGCUAUGGGCCCCUGGAGUGCCCUGUAUUCCCGACAGAACUCGCCUUUGCCCUGGACACCUCUGAGGGUGUUACUCAGGACACCUUCAGCCGGAUGCGAGAAGUGCUUCUGAGCAUUGUGGGAGAUCUGACCAUCGCAGAGAGCAACUGCCCGAGGGGUGCCCGUGUGGCUGUGGUCACCUAUAACAACGAGGUGACCACAGAGAUCCGGUUUGCUGACUCCAAGAAGAAGUCUGCCCUCUUAGACAGUAUUCAGAAUCUCCAGGUGGCCUUGACAUCUAAGCAGCAGAGCCUGGAGACCGCAAUGUCAUUCGUGGCCAGGAAUACAUUCAAACGUGUGAGGAGUGGAUUCCUGAUGAGGAAAGUGGCCAUUUUCUUUAGCAAUAAGCCCACGAGAGCAUCCCCCCAGCUCCGAGAGGCUGUGCUCAAGCUUUCAGAUGCAGGGAUCACACCCUUGUUCCUUACAAGCCAGGAGGACCGACAGCUCAUCAAUGCCUUGCAGAUCAAUAACACAGCCGUGGGACAUGCCCUGGUUCUGCCUGCAAGGAGGGAUCUCACAGACUUCCUGAAGAAUGUCCUUACCUGCCACGUUUGCUUGGAUAUUUGCAACAUCGACCCAUCCUGUGGCUUUGGCAGCUGGAGGCCUUCCUUCAGGGACCGGAGGGCAGCAGGCAGCGAUGUGGACAUAGACCUGGCUUUCAUCUUGGACAGUUCAGAGGCUACCACUCUGUUCCAGUUCAACGAGAUGAAGAAGUACAUAGGCUACGUGAUCAGACAGCUGGACCUGAGCCCAGACCCCAAGGCUUCCCAGCACUUUGCCAGGGUGGCUGUUGUGCAGCAGGCACCCUUUGAGUCUGUGGACAAUGCCAGUGUGCCACCUGUGAAGGUGGAAUUCUCACUGACAGACUAUGGUGGCAAGGAAAAGCUGCUGGACUUCCUUAGCCGGAGGAUGACCCAACUUCAGGGAACCAUGGGCCUGGGCAAUGCCAUUGAAUACACUAUAGAGAACAUCUUUGAAAGUGCUCCAAACCCACGGGACCUCAAAAUUAUGGUGCUGAUGCUGACCGGUGACAUGCAGAGGCAGCAGCUGGAGGAAGCCCAGAGAGCCAUCCUACAGGCCAAGUGCAAGGGUUACUUUUUUGUGGUUCUGGGCAUUGGCAGGAAGGUAAAUGUCAAGGAGGUCUACAGCUUUGCCAGUGAGCCCAAUGACGUCUUCUUCAAAUUUGUGGACAAAUCAACUGAGCUCAACGAGGAGCCUCUGAUGCGCUUUGGGCGCCUGCUCCCAUCCUUUGUCAGCAGUGAAAAUGCAUUUUACCUGCCUCCAGAUCUCAGGAAACAGUGUGAUUGGUUCCAAGGGGACCAACCAGUAAAGAAUGGUGUGAAGUUUGGUCACAGGCAGAUAAACACCCCACAUACUGUUAAUUCAAGUCUUACAUCUAAAGUUGUGACCACAAUGAAGCCAGUGACAACAACCAAACCAACAGCAAUUGUAAAUCUACCACCUGCUAAGCCAGCCCCGGCUCAGCCAGUUCUCCAUAAGCCAGACCCUGCCAAACUAGCCCCUGCUAAACCAGCCCCUGCUAAACCAGCUUCUGCAAAGCCAGUGCCUCCACAGCCAGUCCAUCUUCAGCCAGCCCCUGCUCAGCCAGUCCAUGUCCAACCAGCCCCUGCUCAGCCAGCUUCUGCUAAACCAGCCCCUGCUAAACCAGCUCCUCCUCAGCCAGCUUCUGCUAAACCAGCCCCUGCUAAACCAGCUCCUCCUCAGACAGCUGCUGCUAAACCAGCAGUCCCCGCUCAGCCAGCUCCUGCUCAACCAAUGCAUGCACAGCCAGCCCCAGCUCAGCCAGUCCUUACUAAACCAGCCGCUGUGAAGCCAGCCUCUGCCAACAAGCCUGUGGCAGCCAAACCUGUGGCCACGAACACAGCCACAGUCAGACCGGCAGUAGCCGCGAAGCCAGCAGCAGCGAAACCCGCAGCAUCGAGACCCAUUGCCGCUGCUGUAAGGCCAGUUGCUACCAAGCCAGAGGCCCACAGGCCACAGGCCAAACCAGCAGCCACCAAGCCAGCCACUACUAAGCCCUUGGCGAGAGUGUCCCGAGAAGUCCAGGUCUCUGAAGUCACCGAGAACAGCGCCAGACUUCACUGGGAGCGGCCCGAGCCUUCCAGCUCCUAUUAUUAUGACCUCACUGUAACCUCGGCCCAUGACCAGUCCUUGAUUCUGAGACAAAAUCUUACUGUCACUGACCGUGUCAUCGGAGGCCUGCAGGCUGGACAGUUGUACCAUGUCCUAGUGGUCUCCUACCUGCAGUCUCAGGCCAGAGCCAUCUACCAAGGAAGUUUCAAUACGAAGAAAACUCAGCCUCCACUUCUUCAGGCAGCACACCGAGCAUCCAGUUCAACCAUCAACCUAAUGGUGAACACAGAACCAUUGUUUCUCACAAAAACAGAUAUAUGUAAGCUGUCCAAGGAUGCUGGGACUUGUGAGGACUUCAAAUUACUAUGGUACUAUGACUUAGACAGCAAAAGUUGCAAGAGAUUCUGGUACGGAGGCUGUGGGGGCAACGAGAACAGAUUCCACUCACAGGAAGAAUGUGAAAAGAUGUGCAGUCCUGAGUUAACAGUCUGACGAGAGAAACUAAGCAUGGCCUUCGGGCAACACGUACCUCUGGGAGGAGGAGGAGGAGGAGGCAGCCAUUUCUAACUCGUUUUUUAUAGAAGCUCUGGGUAGAUGCCCCAGCACGGUGCCUUUUCAUGCUUUGAUUGACACUCAACCUCGGGAAGAAACCCUCUGCACGUGACCUGUCGAUAUGGUGCUAAACGUGUCUGUGGACCCUGCUCUCUGUCUCCAGGCAGUUCUACCGUAUACUUGGACCAUUGUGUAAUAGCUAGCCACUGCUGGUGUUUAUGUGAACAUUCCUAUAAAUUCAGAUUCCCUCUGGAGUUCCGUGCUGUGCCUGUGCCAGGCAAACCCUGUGCCUAGAACAUAGCUUCGACAUCACAGCUACUCUGUACAUUUCUGCUUGGUUCAUUCCUCUGUAGUUGCAUGGCUUAGAUGGAGAAACAAGAGUCUAACCUUCUCAUGGCCCCGGUUUCCUGGAUUAGACUUUGAGCAAUAUUCUUUGAAAUCCUCUGACAAAUGAUCUAAUUAGAAGAAAUCGGACCCCUUUCCUGUAGCAUUGCUGGGACAAAUGCCUCCAUUAAAGAAUUCAAAGCAAGUCGUAACUGAGAAUCUCUGUGGUCGUCCUCUAAAGUGGGCUGUUUUUCAAUGUUGUUGUCUUGGAGCUUGGAGGUGGGAUUCAAUGUUUAAAAAUUUUUAGGAAAUUUAUACAAAGAAACUUUUAAAUAAAAUAUAUUGAAUGUGU
Molecule: messenger RNA, 10730 nt
Organism: Apodemus sylvaticus (European woodmouse)
Lineage: Eukaryota; Metazoa; Chordata; Mammalia; Rodentia; Muridae
Gene: Col6a3
Product: collagen type VI alpha 3 chain
Exons: 44
Coding region: 212-9994 (3260 amino acids)
Molecular function (GO): serine-type endopeptidase inhibitor activity; protein binding
Source: RefSeq, a predicted model, not a curated record